Messenger RNA from Eublepharis macularius, 1183 nucleotides. RefSeq names its product G-patch domain containing 11 (gene GPATCH11). Gene Ontology annotation, molecular function: nucleic acid binding. Bases 120 to 896 code for a protein of 258 amino acids. Gene Ontology annotation, cellular component: kinetochore. Lineage: Eukaryota; Metazoa; Chordata; Lepidosauria; Squamata; Eublepharidae. The transcript is spliced from 9 exons. The record is from RefSeq and is a predicted model, not a curated record.
AAGACGCAUGCGCCGGCUUCUGGCCUGUCGCGUUAGGUCGCCCGGUUGUGUGGGUUGAGGAGCAUUUUCAGCAGGAGCACUGCGCAGGGGAAAGAACUGCAGGUGGAGUACUACUAAACAUGGAGGAUACAGAAGAGGACUACAUGUCUGAUUCCUUUGUUAAUGUACAUCAGGAUGUCAGGCCAGGAAUGCCCAUGCUGAGACGUGUAAAAGAAACUUUUAAAAAAGAAGAGAAACAAAAAGAAGCCAACCAAAAAAACAGACAAAAGAGUAUAAAAGAACAAGAACAAGAGCAACGUGAUAGUGCUUUAAAAAUUGCUUUGGGAAAUGAGAAUAAAGGCUUUGCUAUGCUUCAGAAGAUGGGGUACAAAAGUGGUCAGCCUCUAGGCAAGAGUGGAGAAGGGAUUAUUGAGCCUAUUCCUUUGAACAUGAACAAAGGUAGAAGCGGGCUUGGGCAUGAAGAAGUUAAAAAACGAAAAGUUGAAGAGAAUCUGGAAAACUACAAAAGAAAACUUCAUAUGCAAAAACAAGUAGAGAAGCAGGCCACCAACCUUUUCAAAAUGAGAAUGAAGACCAAGCAAGAGGAAUUGCAAGUAAAACGGGACCUGGAGAAAAGUCAGAAAGCCUGUCAGCAGUUAGAUAUGCAGAAAGGCUUUGAACUUCCCAGAGAGGCUUGGUUCUGGUUAAGACCAAGCGGGGAGAAAGAUGAUGUGGAGAAACAGGAGGAGGAGGAGGAAGAGGAAGAAGAUGACUUAAGUGCAUCAGAUAAAUUACAAACUUUGACAGCAUAUUUAAGAGACAAGUAUCUGUACUGCAUCUGGUGUGGAACAGCCUACGAAGAUCAAGAUGAUUUAUCUUCAAACUGCCCAGGAGACACUUUUGAAGAUCAUGAAUAAUUUUCAAAGGGCAAAUCCGUGUUUAAAAUAGCACAAGAUUUAUACGGACUAAUGAUGAUGGCUGCUUACUUUUGACAGGACGAUGUUUUGGGGGGAUUUUAUAUAUUUAAAAUGAAGCUACACUCACUGAAACUGUUGGACAUUUGAGAAUAUUUUGGAUUUUUCUCAGCUCUCCAAACUAAGGAAAUGCUGCACCAGGGCACAUCUGACUCAGUUUUUGUUUAUUUGUGAUUCCCUCUUUUUCAUAAUACAAUAAAGCGUCUUCCCCUGAAGGAAGGCCAACCUAC